Lachancea sp. 'fantastica' is the source of this 1371-nucleotide messenger RNA. The record is from the annotation of a GenBank genome assembly. NCBI's taxonomy places the organism in Eukaryota, Fungi, Ascomycota, Saccharomycetes, Saccharomycetales, Saccharomycetaceae.
AUGACACUGUCGUCUAUUGAACAUUGGUUGACGGUACAUAUUCGCUCAUGUCUGAACACAAGGUUCCAUAUCUCAACGCUCAGAAGAGUAGCUUUUCUAAUUGCCCUGAUAUCAUGCGUGGCAUCAGGUCUCAUCACCAUCAUAUCUCUCUUCACUAAGCCGUGGAGGGACCACAUGCACUACACGGCACUUCAAAUCAACCUGAUUUCCAGUGCAGUGAAUUUGGGAGGGUACUUGACCCCACCAUUAUUGGGAGUGCUGUCAGAUUCGCAUGGUCCUGUGAUAUUGAGCUGGCUGGCAGUAAUAGGAUUUGUUCCCAGCUAUGCUUACUCUUCCUACGUAUUUGAACAUGGUGAAACACAUUUCGCGUUCACACUCAUUGCAUUCUGCGCAAUUGGGAUCUCAACAAGCGCUCUCUUCUUCAGUGGCCUGUUGACUUGUGCCAAGCUAUUCCCAAAAUACAAAUUUCUGUCCAUAAGCUGUCCCACCACAUUUUAUGGAUUGUCGUCCCUAGUUGGUUCUGAAGUUUUGAAGCGCGCAUGGUUUUCUCAAGGGCACGAGUAUUUGAAUUUGGGUCGCGUCUUCAAGACUUUUGCCUAUUUUUACGCUGUGGUUGGGACCUUGACGUGGAUCUCAACCAGCAUCGUGGCUAUGUUAAAGCUUGCAGCUGAACAGGAAGAACACCAACCUCUGCUACCGACUGAAUCUAGCGCAUCUGCGAAUGACUACAAAAAACGUAUUGCCCAGUUCGUGAGAGACCCCAGCACUUACCUGACGCUCCUCAUGUUCUUUCUGACUAUUGGUGCGCUCGAGAUGUUUCUCACCAAUAUGGGCUCUGUUGCGCUAUUAGUUUCUCCUGACGAUCGCAACAUUCAGGAUCGCGUUUUGUCAUACUACGCCCUGUCUUCCACUUGCACGCGUCUAAUAGCAGGUCUGACAGCUGAUAUUCUUGCUCAGCACAAAAUUUCUCGCAUUUGGAUCCUAUAUGGAUGCCUACUUCUGGGUUUGUUGGGGCAAGUGCUUAUCGUGAAUGUUGGAACCAGCAAGACUCAAAUAAGUGUUGCGUCUGCAUUGAGCGGAGCUUCAUAUGGUGGUCUUUUUACGAUCUUCCCCACUUUAACUUUGAGUAUAUGGGGUUCCAGUGUGUUUGGGACAGCUUAUGGAUGUUUUAUGGUGGCACCUGCAAUUGCAUCGACAGUUUUCGGGAUACUCUACGCUAGAGUUUAUGACACUCAUUGCACAGGUCAAAUGUUAGGAGCUCAGUGCGUAAAACCUAUUUUCUUUCUGACCACAGUUUCGUUUCUAGUUGCGUUGGCAAUUGGUAUUUCCACAUAUAUGGGCUUCUGGAGACGCAAGAGUUCUGAAAUAUGA